Messenger RNA from Ruditapes philippinarum (Manila clam), 3062 nucleotides. RefSeq lists its product as uncharacterized. Bases 594 to 3062 code for a protein of 822 amino acids. The record is from RefSeq and is a predicted model, not a curated record. The transcript has 2 exons. NCBI's taxonomy places the organism in Eukaryota, Metazoa, Mollusca, Bivalvia, Venerida, Veneridae.
GAAAGAAGAAAGGUGUCAAGGCUCGUUACUCCAUCAACUUCAGCUUGUUUAAAGAUGGAAUUCAUCCAGGAUAUACAUUGUCGCAGACUUGGCUUGCUAAUAUCUGCAAGACGAUAAUUACUGACUGUGCAUAAACAUUUGCGUAGGCCGAGAUUGCUCUGCCACGCACUCCUAUUUGAACAUUUGCUAUUUGCGUAGGUCGGGAUUGCCCUGCCACGUAAAAGAUAAACAAUAGCAAAGAACUGUUGGUGUGUCAAAUAUCUCGUUUGGUUUUUGUCGUUAGCAUAUGUUGAUUGUAAGGCUAUUUAAAGCAUAUAUAAGUGUAAUUCAAUUUUAUCCACAAAUUGUAACAUUUAAAAUUUUUAUUCUUUUAAUUGAAAGCUAAAGGUGAAUUUUAUUUUGUUUUUCUACAUUCACUUUUAAUAGUGUUGAUAUCUAACAUAAACUUAAAGGUCAUUAUAUUGUAUUAUUUAGUUUUAAGGUUUAACUUUCAUAAUAACGGAACAAGUUUGCAUAUCAAGUUUUAAGUUGUUUAAAAGGUCAUUUCUCUAAAUAAUUAUUGUCUAGUCUUCUUUUACAAGUAUUUCUUCAGAAUGUCAGAGCAAGAAGGUAAAAACUCAGACAUUUCUCUACCUCAAGGUAACAGUGACACUGGAGAAGAGUUAGAAAGUGAACUUCGCACUCGGAAGCUAACAAGCAAAGGUCGUGAGUAUCAAAUUGAUCUUAAAGAAAAGGGUUUUAGGUCUUGUCUGUCUGCCUGGCGGGCACACACAAAUAAGUUGCAUGUACUUUUGUCUGAUUCUGACAACAUGCAAGCAUUGAGAACUCAUAGAGACAUUCUUCAAGCCUCUUUUGAUGAAUUGUCUAGUGUAUUUCUUGAAUUGCAAGAUUUAAAGGAAGAUGUUUCUGAAGAAAUAUCAAAGUUUGAAACCACUGAGAUAAAUCAUCAGCAACUUAUGCAGUCUAUUGCAGAGCGUAUAAGGGAAAUUGAGAAUCAGCAACUUGAAGGUAGGUCGAAUAGAUCUUCUCGUAGUAAUAGGUCUCAUUUAUCUAGGAGAUCCAAUGUUUCUCAUGUGUCUGAUACAGUUAUUCGUAAGGCUAAAUUGAAAGCUGAACUUAGGUACAUAGAUGCUGAAUUAAGGUGUAAGGCAGAACUUGAAAAAAUUAAAAUUGAUAAAAGGAAAGAAGUUGCUACUGCAGAAUUAGAUGCGUUAGAAGAAAUAGAUUGUAAUUCAGACAAAAAUGAUUCUUGGUUGAAUGAUUUAGCACCCGAAGUAGUAAAAAAAGAAUAUGUAAAUGAUUUUGUUGAGAGACAUAGCUCUACUAUUUUAGAGAGCAAAACUUCAGCGGUUAAUCCUGUUGUCACUGCUAUGCCAUCUUUCACAGUGCCAAAUAAUACUUCUAGUCACCAACUUACUGGUACAGAUAGUCUUACUCAAACAUAUCUAAACCCUUCAGUUACCCCUUUUGUCCCUAAUUUGAAUGUAGUAUCAAACCCUUCUGUUGGUAUUCAAACCAGUACACCUGCCACUAUAAAUAAUGACCCUGACCACUCAAAUGAGAAAGAAAUUGCAAACUUAGCAAAGGUGCUUGCUGACCAGGUAAGUCUUAGUAGACUACCACCACCUGAACCUACCAUUUUUUAUGGUGAUCCUAUCCAGUUUCCUGCAUGGAAAGCAGCAUUUAAUACAUUGAUAGAUAAAAUAAAUCUUCCAGAUGGUGAAAAAAUUCAUUACUUAAAGAAAUAUCUAGGAGGCCCAGUAAGACAAGUAGUAGAAAACUAUUUUCUGUUAUCUACUGAAGAUGCUUAUGACGAUGCUAGGAAAUUGCUCAAUGAGAGAUAUGGUGAUCCCUUUGUAAUUGCUUCUGCGUUCCGUGAUAAACUCGAAUCUUGGCCAAAAAUUAUGCCUAAAGAUGCCUCUGGGCUGCUUAAAUUUUCAGAUUUCAUGAAACAGUGCCUCACAGCAAUGAACAGUGUUCCAAGUCUUAGUGUGUUGAAUGAUUGCCGUGAAAAUCGAAAACUGUUGUCCAAGCUUCCAGAUUGGUUGAUUGGUAGAUGGAAUAGAAUUGCUGCCACAUCUCAGGAAGAACACAAGGUAUUCCCAUCCUUUAAAGAAUUUGUUAAUUUUGUUUCAAAAGAAGCAAGGAUAGCUUCUGAUCCUGUGACAUCUGUCUUUUCUGUGAAGGGUAAUCUCAGUUCACCCUGUGACAGGGGUAUGAAACUUUCAUCUAAAGAGAACAAGUCUCAAGGUCGUUCAUAUCUGUCACACACACAAGAUACAAAUCGUAGUUCAAGUUCAUUUCCAAACAUUUCUUGUCCGUUAUGUCAAGGGCCACACAAUAUUGAUGUCUGUGCUUCAUUUCUUAAGAAAUCUGUUGUAGACAGAAAAACUUUUAUAAAGGAGAAAAGGCUUUGUUUUGGCUGUUUGCGAAGUGGUCAUGUAUCAAAAAUGUGUAGAAAGCGAAAAACUUGUAACGUCUGUUCGAAAAGUCACCCCACUUCAUUACAUGGUGAUGUAAAACGGAAAGAUUCCCAAAGGGAAAGUGCGUCAGAAUCUGCCAAGUCUUCUGACAAAGUUGACACAGAUAAGAGUGCACCUAAACCAAUAAGUUAUUCUGGUGCUGCAUUUUUGAGUAAUGUCUUUCCUAGAGAGGUUAUAACACCAGAUGGUAAUGGUCCUUAUGCUCAAAAGACUGAUUUGGGAUGGACUAUAGUUGGAACUAUAGAUUCUGAUUGUGUUGAAAAUGAUAGUAUUGGGCUAAGUCAUCAUGUUCUCUGUCAUGAAGUUCCUUCAGCUCUAUCAGUGAGUGAUAAUCACAAAAACACGGUCAUGUUUUCUCUGCGUACUAAAGUCAAGGAAGUUGUAUCUAGUGAUAUUUUGCGUGUCCUUGAACAUGAUUUUUGUGAUUUAGGAAUAACUGGCGAUAAGCUUUCUCAGGAAGAUAAACUCUUCUUAUCUAAGCUGUCUGAAAACAUCUGCUUUCAAAAUGGUCAUUACGAAAUGCCACUUCCUUUCAAGGGUAAGGAUCCUGUACUUCCAAAUAAUAAAUCUAUGGCUUAA